This is a messenger RNA of Baudoinia panamericana UAMH 10762, 1350 nucleotides long. RefSeq lists its product as uncharacterized. Gene Ontology annotation, cellular component: membrane. The record is from RefSeq and is a predicted model, not a curated record. NCBI's taxonomy places the organism in Eukaryota, Fungi, Ascomycota, Dothideomycetes, Mycosphaerellales, Teratosphaeriaceae. The transcript has 3 exons. Gene Ontology annotation, molecular function: transmembrane transporter activity. Gene Ontology annotation, biological process: transmembrane transport. The annotation marks the transcript as partial.
GGUAUUGACAAGACCAACAUCGGAUUCGUCGCAACAAGCACCUUCGUCAAGGAUGCGCACCUGCAUCGCAACGACAUUCCCAACUCGCUCUCGCUUUUUUCGGCCACGUAUGUCCCGCUGCAACCUAUCUCCGUGCUCAUCGGUCGUAAGAUUGGGCCACACUGGUGGCUUCCCAUUAUCCUGUUGACCUGGGGAGGCAUUUGCAUGGCGCAUGCUGCGGUCAAUUCGACUCGCAGCCUGAUCGCGCUUCGUCUGCUUCUAGGUGCCGCAGAGUCUGGGUUCACGCAGACGGCAUUCUACUACAUGUCAUUGCUAUAUCCAAAGUUCUCGCUCGGCCUAAGGAUGGGCUUGUUCUCCGGCAUGUACUCGGUCGCAGGAGCUUUCGCAGGUCUGUUGGCGUACGGUCUGCUGCAUAUCCAGACGAAGCAUAUCCACGGGUGGCAGCUGGUGUUCCUUUUUGAAGGUGGCCUCACCGUCCUCGUCGGCAUUGCCGCUCUUCUUAUCCUGCCACGUGACGUGGAAAGCGCAUGGUUCCUUAACGCAGCAGAGAGAGCGCAUGCCAAACGCCGCAUGGAUCGGGAUCUGGCAGACGCCCAAGAAAUGGAGACAUACGACGCAGACGGCAAUCCGAUCACGGGCCCUAAGCGCAACAACAUCUCGCUUCGCGAUGUCACUGAUGUGCUCAAGGACUGGAAAAAGUUGUGCAUCAUCGUUUGCAACAUCUUCGCAGUGCUUCCUGUCACCGUCUUCACGACAUUUUUGCCUCUUGUCGUUCAAGGCAUGGGUUACAAAGGCAUUCGAGCGAACCUGAUGUCCGUGCCGCCGUUCGUCGUCGGAGCUACUGGUUUGGUCAUCUUCGUCGCGUCGUCGGACUACUUCCAAGAGCGCUCCAUUCAUACCGUGGUGGGAAUGCUGCUCGGAAUGAUUGGAUGCAUCGUCAUGGCUGUCUCCAAGGAUCCAAAGCUCCGUUACGGGUUUGCUCACGUCUGCAUGAGCGGCAUCUUCGCCAGUGGCCCUCUUGUAGCGGUUUGGCUUGCAGGGAAUACGCCGUGGAAGAGCUCCCGAUCGUUCAUUUUGGGCCUCAACGGAUACUCCAACCUUGCCGGAGUCAUUGCCGGACAGCUUUUCAAGGCGCAAUAUGCACCUAGCUACCACUACCCGUUAAUGGUGACGAUGAUUCUGAUCGCAGUCGGCGCGCUAGGCUUCUUGACCUUACGCGGCUUGUACAUGCUGGAGAAUCGGAAGCGCAGGAAUAUCAUCGCCUCGUGGGAUGCGCAGCGGUUCGCUGAGGAGGAGACCAGCGCCGAGAGACGUGGAGACCAGCGGUACACUUGGAUUUACUCGUACUGA